UACAGCCUCCUGCCAGGCACCCUGGGUAGGUUGUGGCCAGCCUCUGCUCCCUUUCCCAGCCUGGUCUGUCCUAUUGCCGGUGAGUGGCCCUAGUCCCCCUCCCCUGACGUGGCCCAGCCCCUCCUCUCCAGCCUUGGCAACCCAGCCCUCAUUGGCUGCACGUAUCCUUGGAGAUGGACACCAGCAGAGCAAACACAGGCCCAAGAAGGGCUACGGGGCAGAAUGGUUCCUCCGUCUCCUCUCCUUCCCCCUCACUGCCAUGAGGGAUCUGUGCACCACCCAGAACCAAGCCUGCUGGCAAGAGUGCAUCCAGAAGGAGGCCGCAGCCCGGGUCGCCUGGAAGAUCCACUAUGGCCACAAGUACCUAAAGGGGGGGCCCACGCCCAGGAAGCGGGUCCAGCGGGCCCCCUUCGGCUCAGCCUUGGCUGCCACCAGCUCCCCUGAGAGCAAGGAGGUACAGGUCGGGUGGCCAGAGUCCAAGGGGGUCAGGGAUCAGCUGUCUGGGGGAGGGGGUGUCCAGGGCCCGUCGCCCAAGGGAAACAAAGUCUGGGAGGCCCAAAGAGCAACUCAAGGGCCGUCAGUCCAGCCCAAGCCAGAGGGCUUAGAAAUGAGGCAGGUUCCCCCCAGCACCCUGCAGUUGUUUUUCCAAGGCCUCUCUCACGAUGGCCAAGGCCGGGCCUUGUACCUCCGGGAGCGGCAUCGCCAGAAGCCUGAGGAGAAGUUUCUGUACCCGAUCCUGUCAUCCUGGGAGUACGGCUGGCACAUGGGGGACACAGGUGCCAUGAAGGACACCAGGGCUCCGACUUAUGCCAGGCGCCAGCCCAUCACAAAGACCUUUUACAUCAAAAGCGGCGUCUUCCAUUUUCCACGGCGAACAGACCAGCUAAUGUGAGCUCACUGGGGGUUCAGAAGUUGCUCCUGCCUCUUCCUAUCGUCUGUGUGGACCCUGCCGAGCAGAGAUGCCGCCAGCCCCAGCCACCCUCCCUCUGUUGUGUCCAGCCCUGUCUCCUGUCUACCCUGGGCACCCCUCCGGGAUUCAGGGUGGCCCACCUGCUGCCUCUUGUAUGUCCUCAGAGAAUCAGCUCCUUGCAGAGCCCCCAAACCCUCCAUCACCAGCAACGUGUAGGGUGCUAGCUGCUCUCCUGGGGGAAACAGUGGGGUCUCCCACGUGCUCCAGCAGCAGCGUGGUGGGGGUGGGGGGGGGGAGGGGCUCGCUAAGAUCUUAUUAUGGUGCUAAGUGGAGGAGGGGACUCUCUCCCAGUCUUUACUUGCUCUUCAUUUUAUCAAAGGGACCCACAGCAGAAUUGCUUGGUCCCUGUGUAUCCCACAGUUUAGGGAAGAAGUGGUUUCCAUGUUGACUUGCUGUUUCUCUCACCACCCACCCCACAAAGAGCCUGCAUGGGUCAGGUUUGCUUUGCUGCUGUAACAAACAGCCACUACAUCCCACUUGCUUUAACCAGUAAAGAUAUAUUUCUUACAACACAGUGCAGUCUGAUGUUCAACCGGCCACCUGCCACGCACUGAUCUGGGGAUCCAGGCCUGUCCCAUAAGGUGGCUCUGCCAUCUCCUAGGGCCUCGGAGUCCUUCCCUGAGUCCUUCUACAUCCAACUGGGGACCAGGGAAGAGAGAUGGAGAGUCUGCAGACAGCACGCCCACUCUUAACUGCCUUGGCCUGAAACUGACAAAUGUUACUUCCUGUUACAUUCUGUUGGUGAGAACACAUCCUAUGACUUCUAGAUGUGUGAAGGCUGGGAGAGUUGUAUCUCUCCCGGUCUGCCUCUUACCCUGAAACUUCACAGAAAAGCUAGGCCACUUAAAGCUGCAAUUUGAGCUCAUUUGCCUGGGUUUCCCUCAUCAACUUUGGGACAGUACUUGAGUGCAAAAGAGCAAGAGGCAGAGAGUGUGAGCAAAGGCCAAUGUGUGCGUGCAAUUCUGCUGGAACUUGCACCGUAGCCUUGCACACCAGAGGUGCUUGGCAAUUGCCUGCUGAAUUUGAUCAAAUACCAAAGAACAUCUGGAUUCCUCUAGGGCCAUUUGAUUGACUGUAACAUCCAUUGAUCUAGCAGCUGCUGAAAGUCAGGUUCAGCCUGGGGUCUUGGGGAAUAAGAAGCCAGAUCUGGCUCACAGCACAGGGUGAGGAUGGUUGGGAUGGGGCAGUG
Messenger RNA from Acinonyx jubatus (cheetah), 2159 nucleotides. Its product is annotated as protein ATP6V1FNB. The record is from RefSeq and is a predicted model, not a curated record. The coding region runs from base 260 to 892 and encodes 210 amino acids. NCBI's taxonomy places the organism in Eukaryota, Metazoa, Chordata, Mammalia, Carnivora, Felidae. The transcript has 2 exons.